AUGGCUACUCCAUUGAUAUCAACUCCGGUGAAGUCCCACCACGGACUGUUCUCAUCCAAGACCGCUGGCGGCCGCAUGCCUCUCACACCAUCUCCUCAUACACGAACAACUAGCCUCACACCGAAUCGCUCAUCUCCCUUUACUCCCCCUCGUCAAUCCGCCGAUGGGGCAAAAGACAAUAACCGUUCCGUCUACGGCGGUAACCUUUCCUCAUACUUUGCCAAGUCGAUCUCGAAAACAUCAAGGGCGUACCGCGAGUCUCCCAAACCCAUCAAAUCAAACAUUGCCAGGGUUCGCAAGUCUCCCCGGCAUUUGGAGCUCGGUGUGUCAGAUUGGUCAUUGACCGGUACCGGUCCGACGUCAGCUCAGUCGCCCUCGUCGAAGGAGCGAGUGCGAAAGGAGGUUUCCACUCGCACCACGAGAUCUGGCAAGACUACCGUCCGCAUCUCUCACAAUGCUGGCGACCGGUUCAUUCCCAACCGUACCGCUAGCGAAGGGCUGGCAACAGCUGGAACGGCCAAGCCCGAAGAGAACCAACGCCCCAAGUCGAGCAGUAAUGAAGGAUCGUCGGUCCUGGCGAGUGCUGCGAGCGCAUUUGACAUUGGCGGCCGCGGCACAGACGACGAUCUCACCGCUGCCCUGGAGAACCUGGGGCUUGAGGAUAACGACAGCACAACUUCAUACACCCGGCCCGCGCCUGAUGCUGUCGCUUACGAAUCGUCACUGGCUGAUGCGUGCGGCGUCAAUCUCAACACUCGCAUUCUUGCCUUCAAGCCACCACCCCCAGAAUCUUCCAAGCCCAUUGACUUGCGCGCUCAGUACAAUCGUCCUUUGAAGUCGAGCAAGUCCAAGUCGUCCCAGUUUCGUCGGAGAGUGCAAACCGCUCCUGAGCGUGUCUUGGAUGCCCCGGGCCUGCUGGAUGAUUACUAUCUUAACUUGCUGGACUGGAGCUCGGGAAACCAGGUUGCUAUUGGUCUCGAGCGCAAUGUCUAUGUAUGGUCGGCAGAGUCGGGGACUGUGAGCUGCUUGCUGGAGUCUGCUCCUGACACCUACAUCAGCAGCGUCAAGUGGAGUGGCGAUGGUGCAUAUGUCGGAGUUGGUCUCGGUACUGGAGAGGUCCAGAUUUGGGAUGUGGAGGAGGGCACAAAGCUGCGGAGUAUGUUUGGCCAUGAUUCCCGUGUUGGAGUCAUGGGUUGGUCCAAGCACACUCUGUCGACCGGUGCCCGUAGCGGUCUUGUUUUCAACCACGAUGUUCGUAUUGCUCAACACAAGGUUGCAGAGCUCGUCUCCCAUACUUCGGAAGUGUGUGGUCUCGAAUGGCGGCCUGAUGGCGCGCAGCUCGCUACUGGUGGUAACGACAACCUAGUUAACAUCUGGGAUGCCCGGUCUCUCAGUGCCCCCAAGUUCACCAAGACUAACCACCGCGCCGCUGUGAAGGCUCUGAGCUGGUGCCCUUGGCAAUUGAACCUUCUUGCUACUGGCGGAGGCUCCUACGACCGUCACAUCCACUUCUGGAACACCACCACUGGUGCCCGUACCAACAGCAUUGAUACCGGCUCUCAGGUCACCAGCUUGAGAUGGAGCAACCACUACCGGGAGAUUGUCAGCUCCAGCGGGUUCCCCGAUAACUCCCUCAGCAUCUGGAGCUAUCCCACCUUGGUUCGCAACGUUGAGAUCCCUGCUCACGAGACCCGAGUCCUUCACAGCUGCCUGAGCCCUGACGGUCAGUUGCUGGCUACUGCCGCUGCUGAUGAGAGCUUGAAGUUCUGGAAGAUCUUUGAGCGCAAGGCUGGAACUAGUGCUUCGGCAUCUCGAGAAGGCGGUGUUGGAAGCAAAGCUCAGAUGACCAAGUCAAUGACUAUCCGGUAG
Messenger RNA from Aspergillus clavatus NRRL 1, 1869 nucleotides. RefSeq names its product WD40 repeat domain-containing protein. Lineage: Eukaryota; Fungi; Ascomycota; Eurotiomycetes; Eurotiales; Aspergillaceae. Gene Ontology annotation, molecular function: protein binding; ubiquitin ligase activator activity; anaphase-promoting complex binding. Gene Ontology annotation, cellular component: anaphase-promoting complex. The record is from RefSeq and is a predicted model, not a curated record. Bases 1 to 1869 code for a protein of 622 amino acids. The transcript has a single exon. Gene Ontology annotation, biological process: positive regulation of ubiquitin protein ligase activity; positive regulation of anaphase-promoting complex-dependent catabolic process; anaphase-promoting complex-dependent catabolic process.